This is a messenger RNA of Nyctereutes procyonoides (raccoon dog), 3813 nucleotides long. It is a transcript of the gene ELOVL2, whose product is annotated as ELOVL fatty acid elongase 2. Gene Ontology annotation, cellular component: endoplasmic reticulum; endoplasmic reticulum membrane. Gene Ontology annotation, biological process: fatty acid elongation, saturated fatty acid; very long-chain fatty acid biosynthetic process; fatty acid elongation, monounsaturated fatty acid. The record is from RefSeq and is a predicted model, not a curated record. NCBI's taxonomy places the organism in Eukaryota, Metazoa, Chordata, Mammalia, Carnivora, Canidae. Gene Ontology annotation, molecular function: fatty acid elongase activity. The transcript is spliced from 8 exons. The coding region runs from base 38 to 928 and encodes 296 amino acids.
CCCUGGACAGCGCAUCCGGGCCGCCGGCGCCGCGAUCAUGGAGCAUCUAAAGGCCUUUGAUGAUGAAAUCAAUGCUUUUUUGGACAAUAUGUUUGGACCUCGAGAUUCUCGAGUCAGAGGAUGGUUCAUGUUGGACUCUUACCUUCCUACCUUCUUUCUCACUGUCCUGUAUCUGCUUUCCAUAUGGCUGGGUAACAAAUACAUGAAGAACAGACAUGCUCUCUCCCUCAGGGGCAUCCUCACCUUGUACAAUCUCGGGAUCACACUUCUCUCCCUAUACAUGCUGGCAGAGCUUCUUCUCUCCAGCUGGGAAGGAGGCUACAAUUUACAGUGUCAAGAUCUUACCAGUGCCGGGGAAGCUGAUGUCCGGGUAGCCAAGGUGUUAUGGUGGUACUACUUCUCCAAAUCCAUAGAGUUCCUGGACACAAUUUUCUUUGUUUUGCGGAAAAAAACCAGUCAGAUUACUUUUCUUCACGUGUACCACCACGCCUCUAUGUUUAACAUCUGGUGGUGCGUUCUGAACUGGAUACCUUGCGGGCAGAGUUUCUUUGGACCGACAUUGAACAGUUUUAUCCACAUUCUCAUGUACUCCUACUACGGCCUCUCUGUGUUUCCGUCUAUGCACAAGUAUCUGUGGUGGAAGAAAUAUCUCACACAGGCUCAGCUGGUGCAGUUCGUGCUCACCAUCACACAUACCAUGAGUGCGGUGGUCAAGCCCUGUGGCUUCCCCCUGGGCUGUCUGAUCUUCCAGUCUUCCUACAUGCUCACAUUAGUCAUCCUCUUCCUGAACUUUUAUGCGCAGACAUACAGGAAAAAGCCAGCGAAGGAAAAUAUGGAAGAGCCACCUGCAGGGAAAGAAGUUAAGAAUGGUUUUUCCAAAGCCUACGUCACCGCAGCCAACGGGGUAAUAAACAAGAAAGCACAGUAAACGCCGAAUAACAGACCAAGCACAUAUGACAGCCUAACAGAUUCGCUUGUUUUAAAGCAAAGACUGAAUUGAAAGUUAUAUUAUGUUUUAGCAUAAACUAAUUUCUUUUGAGUUUAUAAAUCAUUUGUACCCGGAAUGUAUUAAUAUAUUGCCAUUAGGUUAAUCUGUUACCUGAAUGCUUCCAUUAGCACACCGUGUCACCUCAGAACUGGUGCAGCUUCUCUCCUCCUCCCCGCAAGCCGAGCCCCUCGCCAGAAACUGUCUCCAUAACGCCUUACGCACAUACAAAGCCAGGAGACAUGGAGCCUUGUUUUCCAAAGUCAGUCUUCAAAUAAAAGGUUUUAUUCAGAUUAAAAUGCUUAAAACAAAAUGUUAGUUUCUAACUACAGGGUAUGUCUUAAUCUAUAUGAAGCAAUAAUUGCUUUAUCCUCAUGAAGCAAUAAAGUCAUCAGUCCAUUUGUUCCCUUAGGAUUCCACCCCGGAAAAUAUUAAAAUGGAUUAUAAAUGGAAGCCAGGAGAACCUAGCAAAACAACUUUUCUCUUUUAAGGAAGAGUCUGUCAGAGGCCUAAGUCUCAACUUAGUGAUAUGGCAGUGAAAUUUGUAUUUUGACGAUUACUUUUUCUAAGAAGGAAAAAAAAAAUCCUCUGCCAAAUCCUCAGAGCUCAGGGGCUUUGGAUAGGAGUUGUUCAGUUUUAACUUAGUUUCCAUAACUAUUCAUAUAUUCGCCAUCUACCUCCUAUGUUCCAUUCCCCUAGGUUAGGUUGUAAACAGGCACCUUGCCCAGUUUUAAAAGCAGGAUCUAACUCGGGCUGCCUAUUUUGCUUUCCGACCAGGAAUCUUCCCUUCUCCCUAGAAGGAUAAGCCACUGAAAUAUUUGUAAAUCAGAACAGUUGGGGCAAAACAGACACUGACUUUGCCUGCUAUGUCUCAUGAGCCUGCUUCUGACUCUUAGCCCCACAUACCUGCAGUCACUCUUUGUAGGUUAGGUUUUUGAAAAGAGGAAGCAGAGAGAACUAUGGAAAGAUCCUGACACUGAGCCGGGGCCUGGGAAUGCACCUCGAUGAAAAGUGCCAAUUUGGCAAAAUCAGCACCUCCCUUCCCUGCCCGGCUGACACGAGUUCUAAUAGAGAACAAGCACAGAAGCAGAGAGGAAAGCAGGAGUGGAUAGUGUUUUUUUUUUUUUUCUCCCCAAGUAUUGGGCUUUGACUGUUGCACCAAGAACAGAAAUAUUUUUUGAAGAUGUGAGGAAGAUUUAUACCCUGUAGUACAAGAUGUGCCACCUGUGACACCUUCUCUUUCAAAUAACCUGUAGGUCGUAGGGUUGAGGUCAGCAGCACAAGUGCCAGAAAGGCUUCUUAUGGUGGCCCGGACACAGGGCAGUCGGUUAGGGAGUGACUUUCUGUCCUCUUUCCCCUCGCUUUCUAGGGUUUGGCAUUCUUUUCCCCACUUACAAAAGAGCUUGGACGCUGGUAUGACACUGAACAUGGACACCGUUCAUGUUUUCUCACUUUUCAGUCACGUCCACUCCCCUUGCAGGUCCCAGCCUGCUUUGUGGAAGGGACAGAUCUUAGCUGGUUGUCAUAGUAACUGCACUGUGCAUAGAUGUACGUGUGACAUAUGGUCACUUGGUCCAUUUUUAUUGAACAUUUAGGUCUGAUGCCAGCUUACUCUUGGAUUUAUUUUUCUAAAAAGUUUUCUAAAAUUAAUUUUUCUAGGGUGCUUAAUCCCCACUUUAUUCCAUCCCAGCAGAAAUUCAAUUUAAAAUAAGGGCUAGCCCCAAGUAUGCCUCUGACUACUCCCCUGUCGCAAAACACGGGUUGGACUAAGGAGAAAACCCCUCAGGGCAACUGGAUUCUAGUUCAGCUUUAGGUCCCAAGUAAAGACUAAAAAUCUGUUAUUAAAGUGCAUUCUGGGGGAAAAAAUGAGAAUCGGGGAGAAGCUGGACCUUACCAGGCAUUCAUUGUUUGCAGCUGGUUCUCAAAUGUCAGGGAGGCCCUAAAAUCUCCCCGUUCAGCGUCUUACCUGCAAUUUUGGUGCUUUCCUGGAGUUGGUAUCGGCAGAGCAAGGAGGGAAGCCGUCCUUUAGCAGAAUGACAAAGCCCGGCAGCUCUAAUUAUAGGGCAGUUGGAGACCUCUGAGUUUUCAGUGGGAAAAACACGGGUAGUUUGCGCUUUCCAGCUCAAUUCAGAGGUUUCAGGGCGUGAUUUCCCAUUGGAUCUUUAAUUCUAGUGAAGCUAAUCAAACACUGCUCGCCUUAAACCAUUCCACGGCUGAUACGAACACACAGAGCUGUGAAAUCCUAGCCACGAAAACUGAAUCAGUUAAAAUAUUUUAACUUGUCAUUACGUACUGGAACUUUAAAAAGCAAAAUGUCUACAUUUAAUGUGAUUUUCCUAAGACUGCAAAAAAAAAAAAAAAACCUAUCUAAUCUGUUAGAAGAAUGAAAACUUUUCCCAAAUUUCCUUUUAUUCAUAAGAAUGAAAAUAUGAACUAUAAGCACGUUAAAAAUUCCUAUUGUUUUUUAAACAAAAUGGAAUGUUAGAUGGAAAUGAAGUGACAUUUUCAACCCAUCAAAAUGCUAAUAUUGAAGCCCUUACGCAUAUUGAGAGAGGAGGUCCUCCCCAUGGCCACCAGAGGGAUUGUUUGUAAGACAAAUGAUACUUACUGUUAUGGGCAUGUAAGAGGCUAUUCUGACUCUUCCAUAUCAUUUUAUGAGGUUUCUGGGGGACUUCCUUUUUUUAGAAAGUAAGGAUAUCACUUUCUGGUUUUCCUUCGAAAGUACUUGAGCCCAUACUAUCAUGGUUGGGGUGGACAGGGAGGCAGGAGAAGCCAUUUUUCUUUGUAGACAGAUAAGCAUUCUGUAUGAUUGUUGUAUAAUAAAUUGA